GGAACCCAGGACUUUACUCUGCCAUCUCAGCCAGCCCCGUAGUAACCUGUGCUUCCCCUUCCUUUCAGGACCUGACGGGCAUAGAAUCCAUGGAUCAGUGUCGCCUUGCUUUGGAGCAGCAUAACUGGAACAUGGAGGCUGCAGUCCAGGACAGACUGAACGAGCAAGAGGGUGUGCCGAGUGUUUUCAAUCCACCUCCUUCCCGACCCCUACAGGGGCUGCUUGGAUGGGGUUAUUACUUGAUAAUGCUUCCAUUCCGGUUUACCUAUUACACGAUACUUGAUAUAUUUAGGUUUGCUCUUCGUUUUAUACGGCCUGACCCUCGCAGCCGGGUCACUGACCCUGUUGGGGACAUUGUUUCAUUUAUGCACUCUUUUGAAGAGAAAUAUGGGAGGGCACACCCUGUCUUCUACCAGGGAACGUACAGCCAGGCACUUAACGAUGCCAAGCGGGAACUGCGAUUUCUUUUGGUUUAUCUUCAUGGAGAUGACCACCAGGACUCCGAUGAGUUCUGUCGCAACACUCUGUGUGCACCUGAAGUCAUCUCAUUGAUAAACAGCAGGAUGCUCUUUUGGGCUUGUUCUACAAACAAACCCGAGGGUUACAGGGUCUCACAGGCUUUACGAGAGAACACCUAUCCGUUCCUGGCUAUGAUUAUGUUGAAGGAUCGCCGCAUGACUGUGGUGGGCCGGCUAGAAGGCCUCAUUCAACCUGAUGACCUCAUCAACCAGUUGACGUUUAUUAUGGAUGCAAACCAGACUUACCUGGUGUCAGAACGACUAGAAAGGGAAGAAAGGAACCAGACCCAAGUGCUGAGACAGCAGCAGGAUGAAGCCUACCUGGCUUCUCUGAGGGCGGACCAGGAGAAAGAAAGGAAGAAGAGAGAGGAGCGAGAGCGGCGACGCCGAAAGGAGGAGGAAGUGCAGCAGCAGAAGCUGGCAGAGGAGAGAAGGCGGCAGAACUUGCAGGAGGAAAAGGAAAGAAAGUUGGAGCGCCUGCCUCCUGAGCCACCUGCAGAUGACCCCGAGAGCGUCAAGAUCAUUUUCAAGUUACCCAAUGACUCCAGAGUAGAGAGACGAUUCCAGUUUUCACAGUCUCUAUCAGUCAUCCAUGACUUCUUAUUCUCCUUGAAGGAAAGUCCUGAGAAGUUUCAGAUUGAAGCCAAUUUCCCAAGACGGGUCCUGCCUUGUGUCCCUUCAGAGGAAUGGCCCACUCCCCCCACACUGCAGGAGGCGGGACUCAGCCACACAGAGGUUCUCUUUGUUCAGGACCUGACAGACGAAUGACACUUUUCUGCCUCUUCCCUCCCACCCCAAUCCCUAAAAGAAAUGGAAAAACAAAAAGAGAGAACAAGAGAUAAAUUCAUAUUAUUAUUAUUAUAAUACAAUAUUUUUUUUAAGAAAACUGCUGCAUCCUAAGGAAGGAUCAGAAACCAUGCUGCCUGCAAGAGUCACAACCACACUGUGCGUGUGCAGGGUCAGCAGUGAACAAGCCUGCUCGGCAGACUCACCUUCCCCAGCCUCUGCACACACCUUCCAGGAAGAGACUUCACUUCUGACCCAUCUGUCCCCAGUGGGAAAGGAGACAUUCCCUCUGUCUCGCAUUCAUUCUUGCUUUUAUAGAAAACACAGACGAAACCCUCCAUCAAGCAGCUACAGCAGCAUCUCCUGAGGAGGAGCGGAAGCCAGGAUGGAACAGACUGCUCACAGUUUACGAAUAACUUUGUUUCUGUUUGUUUUGUAAUGAUAACGACCAAAGGAAUGAGGCUGACUUAGGUGUAUUUUUUUUUUUUUUUAAAUUUAUUUGAUAAAGAGCAGAUGCCCUGGGCUCCUUAGCCCAAGGCAGUGUAAUAAAGGUGCCCUGGGCUAACUUGCGCUUAUUUUUGCCACUGCUCCUCUCAUAUCCCAGAGAGGUCAUUUGUUUUGGUGCAGUUCUGCUUCGUGUGUACCCCAUUUGGAGCAAUUCUGGGAGAAGAAUUCUGGGUUUUGUGCUCCACAAUGGAUUUACACCUGUGUUAUACAUAACUGCAGCUUUUCCUUGGCAUCUGUAACAGGUAGUGGCGAAGGGUCUGGUUGCCCUCUGCACAUGUUGCUCUAUCCAGCUUUCCUAACUUGCCAAGCUCAGUGCCUUUCCAAAGGACUAGUGGGACCCGUCCUGUUGAGUGCAAGUGUGAUAAUAAUGCUUUAAGGAUAGAACCAUGGCAGGUGUGGUGGUGCACACCUCUAGUCCCAGCGCUGGGAGGCAGAGGCAGGCAGACCUCUUGAGUUCCCAGGCCAGCCAGAGCUACAUAGGAGACCCUGUCUCAAAGAAAGGGGAGAUGGGAUCCCAGCCUGUGGAAGUUGUUGGAAGGUACCUUUCAAUUUCUGAGGAGGCCACUUUGCAGAGGCAGCUUUUGGCCUCCCUCUUUCACCAUGUUGAAGCAACAGAGGCUUUUUCUUCUACAUGUCUCCUCUAUGGUUUAGUUUAUGGUUGUGGGUACAUGAUCAAGCCACGCAUUAACAACCAGUGUGCACUGACAAGUAUUCCAAAGUGUGGACUAGCUAGACUGGUACAGGCUUGACACACUGCAGCCCUCUGAAGUAACUGUAACCAUUAACAUACUGUCAUUAGGCAAGCAAGGCAUUCCAGUCAAGAGAAAGCAUAGCUUGUGUUGGUCCUCUCCAGAAGCCCCUGCUUUCUCUGGCAGCAAUGUGCUGUUGCUCUGUUAGAGGGAGUGGGUGGGACUAGUUCAUGGAGUCCUUUGGAAAACCUGAAAAUGUCCUGUGGCCUUAGCACAGGGCUCUAAGUUCUACCUUGGGCAAUGUUAGCUCUGCUGGCUGUCUGCCAGGGCGGGUAGAAGCCACACCUAAUGCCAAGACUGUAGUGAUGGGACUAGAUGGGUUCAGAUGAAGUCCUAUCUCAGUGACAGCUAUGCAGGGGCUUUUCCACUUGGAGCCUGCCUCCCAGUUUUAGUCCCUGUGUGUCUGUCUGCUUGGCACACAGGCAGCUGUACUGUGGAAGUCUCUUGCUCACACCUGCUUGAGGAAGUUGUGAUUUUCCCCCUUUCCUCAUUCUGUAACAUGUACAUUUUAUGCUUCCUGCCUUUUGAUAACUACAAAAAGAUACUAGAUGCCAGAGUAAUAAAAGGGCCUCCUGAGGGCAACCUGUUCGUGUACUGGAGGCUUUAUCUGAAGGACCUGCCUGACUCUUGUCAUCUCUCCCUUCCCCUGAGUUUUUCUCUGAGCUUUGGUGGCCCAGGCUGGCCUCAAAUGCUACAUACCCAAGGCUGGCCUUGAACUCCUACCCUCCCGCUAACCACUCUCAUGUGGUGGGAUCGUGGAUGUGCACCACCACACCAAGUUCUCCAGGAGCUUGACACGGCUCCAUUUUCUUGCUGCCCCUAGUUGUGUCGUCUGGGUGCCGUUUCCCCCCUUCCUAGGUAACGUAUGAACUUGACAUGUUGUCAUUCAAUCUGGGACUCCCUAAGACCUGUGAGUGUGAAGAGACCUGCCAGCCUUUGCUUAUGUUUAACUCGCUUCUGGGCAUGUCAUGAAUGACAGAAGUUCUGUCCCUUGUUCCCACGGAUGUGACCUCAGCUGAAUGACCAUGAGGAUGAUGAAGCGACGAUGCCUGAGUGAGUUGAAGUUUUGCAGCUUCAGUGGGUCCUAUCUGGUCUUCCUCGGCAGAGUUAUCUGCAGCAAGUAGGUUUGUUUUUGGUUUUUUUCUCCUUGCUUGCUUCCACCAUGAGAUAACAGAGGAGAGAUGGCAGGAGAAUUCCUGUCUGUUUAAAAAACUAAAAGUCUCCAACUGAUCUGCUCUUAGGAAAAUUGCUAAUGAUUGCCAAGGCCAACAAAAGAGUUUCAGAAACUGACUGAGAAGGAGCAGUAGCACCCAAAACACAAAAUCAGAGGGUGUCGCCUGGUGCUGGACAGGGACCUCCCACCUUACAGCUGGUUGGGUUUUCUGUUUGUCUGGGGGAGGUUUUGACUUGAGAAAAACAGCAACAGAAAAUCCAUCCAUAAAAGAUGCAGUACCCCAGCCUGUACUGCACCUGAGUAGUUAAUUUCCUGAAGAAAUCUAGUGUACUUCAAAUUUUUUUCAUAAAGGUUUACAUUGUAUUGUAGGUUAACAUUAAACGUUUUAUAACAAAAAAAUA
Molecule: messenger RNA, 4135 nt
Organism: Cricetulus griseus (Chinese hamster)
Lineage: Eukaryota; Metazoa; Chordata; Mammalia; Rodentia; Cricetidae
Source: RefSeq, a predicted model, not a curated record